Molecule: messenger RNA, 2222 nt
Organism: Ooceraea biroi (clonal raider ant)
Lineage: Eukaryota; Metazoa; Arthropoda; Insecta; Hymenoptera; Formicidae
Product: probable ATP-dependent RNA helicase DDX55 homolog
Molecular function (GO): nucleic acid binding; ATP binding
Source: RefSeq, a predicted model, not a curated record
AAUGCUUUGGAGCUAUGAAAACGUGCAAUGUAACCUCAUUUCAUGCAAGUGUAACAUAAUAUGAUACAUAAAAUAAAAGAAUUUUUAUACAGAGUGAAUCUAAAUAAUUAAUAUUUUUUUGGUGUAAAUUAAGAAUUUUAUUAUAAGCACAAGAAAACAUAUAGCAAACAAUUUAUAAUGGAAAUACGAAAAUGGGAAGAAUUAGAUGUGCAAUUAAGCAAUCCUGUACUAAAAACACUCAAACAAUUAAAAUUUUUCAAUAUGACACCAGUUCAGGCUGCUUGCAUACCAUUAUUAUUGAGUGGUAAAGAUGUUGCAGCAGAAGCAGUUACAGGUAGUGGGAAGACACUUGCUUUUCUUGUUCCUCUAUUAGAAAUAUUACAAAAACGACUAGAAAAGUGGAGAAUUAUGGAAGUAGGAGCAAUAGUAAUCAGUCCAACAAGAGAAUUAGCUACACAAAUUAGUGAAAUUUUGGAAGAAUUUUUAAAAAGAAUUCCAUUAAUGAAGCAAGUUCUAUUGGUUGGAGGUGUGACGCUUAAAGAAGACGUAGAAAGAUUAAAGAAGGGAGUGAAUAUUAUUGUUGCCACACCUGGACGAUUGCAAGACAUUCUGUCCAAUUAUAAUUCUAUAAAUUUGAACAUAAAAUCCCUGGAAUUUCUUGCAUUAGAUGAGGCAGAUAGAUUACUAGAUUUGGGCUUUUCUAACACUUUAAAUAGCAUUUUGAGCUACUUGCCACGUCUUAGAAGAACAGGAUUAUUCUCUGCAACUCAGACGAAAGAGUUGCAGCAACUGAUUAGAGUAGGAUUGAGAAAUCCGGCGCUAGUUGUUGUGAAAGAGAAGUCCAACAUAUCGACGCCCAUAAAUUUGAACAACAGUUACGCGAUUGUUCAACCUGAGUGCAAAUUAGCUGCGAUGAUCAAUUUUAUACGUUCAAAGGGAUUUCGAACAAAGUACAUGAUAUUUUUGUCCACUUGCGCGUGCGUGGAUUAUUUUAGUCGAAUUGUUCAAACUUUAUUGCCAUCGAUAAACGUAUUUGCUCUCCACGGUAAAAUGAAGAGCAAGAGGUAUAAAAUAUUUGAUGAGUUUCGACAGGCUGAAAGUGGCAUUCUCAUAUGUACCGAUGUAAUGGCUCGUGGAAUUGAUAUAUCCGAGAUAGAGUGGGUGAUACAAUAUGACCCUCCUUCUACUGCUAGCAGUUUUGUACACAGAUGCGGUAGGACCGCUAGAAUUGGCAACAAAGGGAACGCAUUGCUGUUACUCCUGGAAACAGAAGACGCGUAUGUCGAUUUUAUCAAGAGGAAUCAGAAAGUAGAGCUGCAAAAAAUAGAAUUGAAUCAGAAUUCUGUGGAAGAAUGUUUGCAGUGCAUGAGGAAUUUGCAACAAAAAGACCGGCUUGUGUUCGACAAGGCAAAUCGCGCAUUCGUUUCGUAUAUUCAGGCAUAUGGUAAACACGAGUGCAAUCUAAUUCUUCGAUUAAAAGACAUAAAUUUAGGAAUGCUGGCAAUGGGUUUUGGACUACUGAGAAUGCCAAGAAUGCCUGAACUCAAAGGAAAAGACGUGUCAUCCUUUGUCGGCCCUGAGGUUGAUAUUAAUUCGAUACCAUACGCAAACAAACAACGUGAAUUACAUAGAAUGGAGAAACUUACCACGUAUCAAAAUACUGGUGUUUGGCCGAAUAAGAAUAAUAAUAGGAAUAAUAAUAAGCGAAAACAAACUGAAUCCUGGUCAGAAACUAAGAAGAGAAAGCUUGAGAGGCAAGAGAAACGAAGUAAACGGCAAGAAAAGAAAAUAUUGAAACAACAAUCUUCAACGACUUCUAGUAAGAAGAAAAAACGAAUGGAUAAGGAAGAUAUAGAGGAAUUAGCAAAGGACAUAGCGCUAAUUAAAAAAUUUAAAAAAAAGAAGGAAAUAAGAAUCUUUGUUUCGUGGGAAGGAAUUUUAUUGCAGAGUUUUAUUUUUGCGAAUACAAUGAGACUCGCAAAACUCGCUUCUACAAGGCCCACUACUUUAUUCAUCCCCACCAUCGACCUGUAAAGGCGUUCCCUCUAUCUUCCAAACCAUAGUCCAGCGGGCAUUACAGUCUCAAAAGGGGGGGAUCAUCAACUUCCAUCGGAACGACUGACUGUCUACCGCUUUAAUGGCUCACGCAUGUUUGCGUAGUGUGUCAAAUAAUUGCCUGAGAUAAGUUUAGUGUUGUCUGAGUUCAGAAGAAUAUGAUAGAA